Messenger RNA from Penicillium oxalicum, 765 nucleotides. RefSeq lists its product as uncharacterized. The record is from RefSeq and is a predicted model, not a curated record. NCBI's taxonomy places the organism in Eukaryota, Fungi, Ascomycota, Eurotiomycetes, Eurotiales, Aspergillaceae. The transcript has a single exon. The coding region runs from base 1 to 765 and encodes 254 amino acids.
AUGUCGACUCUGACUCGCGCAUUUACAAAACGCAGUAAGCGACCGGAGGUGUCCGCACCUAUGCCGCAUCGCAACCAAGGCCAUAUGCGGUUCAACUCAGGCUCCAUCAACCGCAGCAACAUUUCCGGCCCCGUGCAGUUGAUCUCGACGACGAAUAUGUUGGCGUACGAUGCGCCCGAUAUUCAUCCUUCCGCCUCAUCAUCAUCAUCCUCGUUGCGCUCCGGGGACGAUUUCGACACGGGCUCUCCACUGAGCUAUUCCUCCUCCGUCACCACGCCUGACGUCUCGCCAAGUGAUCCUUUCCCCGUGGAUGCUCAUUCGGCGUCCUACUUCCCCAAGCGCUCGGCAACGGUGACGAGUUAUCCUCGUUCAUCCACCACGUCAUCCUCCUCCAACGAUGCUCCCUUGGUCCCUCAGCGCGCAUUGUCUCACACCAAGCGAUCGCAUCAGGAAUUGGCUCGCAAGCGCUCGCAACACAGGAUGUCGCCCCCGCCCUUGGCCGCUCCGCGCAGUAACCCGAUCAUGCGCGCAUCGCAGGAUGUCCUCUACGCGGACAACCAUCCCUUCAGUAAGGAGCUCGAGCAAGUGAAUGAGGUGGCCGAAGAAUUUGGUGCCACUCAUAUUAUGGACGAGGAGGAGCUUCUCCUGCAACGUAAGGGGCUGAAGAAGUUCACCGUGGAAGAUUACCUAUGUGAGAUUGAAAGUGUGUACGGCAGCGUCUUUGAUGAUUGUCCGGGCCCGGUCAGCGUUGGCGCUUGGCUGUGA